AGAUUGAGGGCCCUGAUUUGAGAUGUGCAAUAUUUUCAGAAUUUCAUCUGCUCUUUCAUCAGCGUUUAUUUAAAUUCCUUAAAACAUUUCCUUUUUAAAAUAAAUAUUUUUUAAGCAACUGGAUAUCCAUUUUUUAUGUGACUUAAAGAUAUACUCAAACCCGGUUAACUCGCGGUAUUUCAUUAGCGCCCUCUGGAUUUUGUUAUAAACAAACCUGCGUGACCUGCUUGUCAAAGAUGACAGAAAUCAUCUCUCGCUGCAAGCAUGAAUCGAUUUUUGGUAAUCAAAUGUUGUUAACAUGUCGUAUAAUAAAUUCCAUAUAUUUAAAUUGUUCUAUAAGUUAUUGUUUGUUACUUUGAAUGGUAUGUCAGAUCUUUGUUUAUUCAUGUUUAAUUUAAUAUAAGUGCUUUUUAAACUUUUUCUCGCAAAUCUACCAGGCAAAAAAUAUAUAAUUGCGUACCGUGGUGUUGUUUUUAUGCUCACGGUAGGGUGGCAUAUAGCAGUUGAACUGUCCGUCAGUGUGUCAGUCAGUCUGUCCGUCCGUCCAUCCGAAAACUUUAACAUUGGCCAUUACUUUUGCAAUUUGAAGAUAGCAACUUGAUGUUUGGCAUGCAUGUGUAUCUCAUGAAGCUGCACAUUUUGAGUGUUGAAAGGUCAAGGUCAUCCUUCAAGGUCAAAAAACAAAAUCCAAUGGAAGUAACAAGCUUUAAAGGAAGAUAAUUUCUAUUUUAUAUCAUUUGGCAGGUACAGAUCAUUUUCACAAUGGAAGUAAUAUAUUUUUAAAGGAAAUAAUCUAGAACAAAUUUAAAGGUCAGUGUCAUCCUUCACGGUUAAAAGUAAAAAAAUACAAUCCAAGGGAAGUAAUAAGCUAUAAAAGGGAGAUAAUUUCUAAACCUGCCAAAUGAUAUAUUGAAUUUUAUUUCAAAGCAGCGCAAUAAGGGGCAUUGUGUUUCUGACAAACACAUCUCUUGUUGUUUCUUCAGCAGUAAAUUUGAAGGAUUUUAUUCAUAAAUAUGCAAAAAUUAAAUAUGUCCUUUAAUCAUUAUAUUAUAUAUAAUUAUCUUAUAUAUGAAGCAGUGUGUGUUUUUUUUUUCACCAUUUUGGGAAUUGAGCCGGGUCCCUUUGGCUUGGGAAAAUUUGCCGUGAUUUGACUAAAAUUGGAAAAUUAGUGUUUUUGUUUUGCUAAAACAAAUGCUUCAAAAUUGAGAAUACAAAUCGAGGGCUGCCCGCAAGACUGUCUUAACUGCAUAUUUUUUCAAAAUUGACUUUAUUGCAUUUUUAUACCUGUUAUCAUGUUUUACAUCACUGCAAAAAAAAGUUUUGCUUUAUUCUUAAAGCAAAUAGUGUUUAUGUCUAUAAUGCAAUAUAGUCUUAUCUCAUUCUGAAUAUAAACAUUCCUGCAAUACAGUAGUAAGUCAACUUACUACAUUAUUGCACAUACAUUUUAUUGAUCUUCAUGGUAUUUGUUCCUGCAAUACAGUCUCAGUCAACACAAUGUGAUGUCAUAAUGUUGUCAUAAUGUUGAUGACAUCAUCAGUUUAUCUUGGAAAAUGGUUUAAAUAGUAUUUUACAACAUCUUGAGUUAUUUUCAAACUCGUACAUCUCAUAUAAUAUCUACAAGAUCAAAUGUUUGAUGCACCUUUUAAAAACCAUGCCAAAGGUAAGAUUAUUAAUUUAUUAUGUUGUUGUUUCUUUAAUUUAAGCAUUCCAUUUAAUACUUUUAUAUAAUAUUAUGAGAUUAAAGCAUUACAAAAUCUGAAAUUAUUCAUUGUGCAGGUAAAAAAGCAUUGGUUCUUUUGCACUUAUAAAAAUAUUAAUUGGUCAAACAGGUGUAAUUGAUAAUUAUGGUGUCGCCCAAGAAGUCACGGGUUCGAUCACUACUUAAAGAGCAUUCUUUAGUUCUCAGAAAAUUAUGUAUAAAUUUAGCCAAGCAUUGUUUUAUCUUUUGCAGUGCAUCUGCAAGUAUAUAAAUUUUGUUCAAACAAAGCAGAACAAUUAAUGAAGUUCUACAAUGAAAUUAGUUUACUACAUGUAUUCAGAAUCAUGGCGAUUUCAACAGCCUGUAUUCUGUAGAAUUUUUAACUUACCGUGGCCAGGUUGGUUUUAAGAUAACAGCAUAAAAAUAAAUAAGAAAGAGACCUUCCAAUAUGAUGGUGGUACAAGCCAGUUACAGUCAAGGGCAUUUGAAGUUUGGUGGAAAUGGUCGACAGUGCAUAGCAAAUGCCAUAUGCGCUGCGCAAAAGUGUUCACAGUCAAAUCCAUCUGAAUGGGACACCUCAGCACUUGACUCUAUUUUAAAAGAAGGUGACAUUAUGUAUCAAUCAAUUGCUUUGAAAAAGCAAUACUUGUGUAUUGAAGACAUUCCAAAGUCUGUUUGUAGACUUGAAAAUAUUGUUUAUGGAUCUUUGUCUAUUGGUGCUGAUAAUGACUCAACAUUUUUUAGUCUAGAAGAUGCUAUUGGUAAGUGUAUUGGUACAGCAGAAACUGCGGGUUGCAUGUUUACUAUGGGGGAUUUAGAACCAUGCUAUUCAAGUGCCUUAAUGAAGCAUUCUAAUACAUAUUUCUUUUUUGACCCUCACAGUCGAAAUGAGUGUGGUAUGCUCAGCUCAGAUGGAAAAGCUACCUUAACCUCACAUUCUAAUGCCUCCUCCCUUUGCUUGUUUAUAAGACAUCUAGCUGCUUCCCUUAAACUUCCUUCAUCAGUUCCAUUUGAACUAUCAAUGGUAAACAAUGAAAACACAGCACAUUCUGAUUCAGAUAGUGAGUUUUCAGGGUUUGAUCCUGUAAGUGACAGUGAAUACACAAAGCGUGUUGCAAACUCAGUUGUUGAAAGCUCUAGUGUUAGCACAUGCUCAAGUGUUUCAUCUAUAUCUGACUUUGAUUGCAGUAAUGCAGGGUCUGAUUUUGAUCACAUGAUUAUGGAAACAAUAGUUGGGUUAGAUGAUAGUGCCACCUUUUUGCAAUCAAUUGAUUUAUCUACCUUUUCUGAAGAAAGAACACACAAAAGCCAUUCAAGCAAACAUGAUGUUGACUCAUCACUUAAUGAAAAGGUUUUAAGUGAUGUACCCAUAAGUUAAAGACAGAUUGACAAGAAUAUAAAUGACCAUUGCAUUUAUAGCAAAUUUUAUGAAAAUGUUGAAGGUGAGGAUUUUGAUUGUGAAGAUGAUGAUUCAAAAGAUCCAGAUUAUGUGCCUGAUGGUGAUGAUGAUUAUCAUCAAGAUGAUCAUAAUGAUGGUGAUGAUGAAAUUGUGCAGGUUAACAAUAAUGUUAUACGUACAGAUGAUGGUUUGUCAGACAAUGAUGAAGACAAUAUUCCUUUGAGUAAACUAAGAGAUGAAGACAAUAUUCCUUUGAGUAAACUAAGAGGUCAGGUGACACAAAUGGAUGUAAGUGGUUUAGUUCAGGUGACACAUACGGAUGUAAGUGGUUUAGUUCAGGUGACACAUACGGAUGUAAGUGGUUUAGCUCAGGUGACACAAACGGAUGUAAGUGGUUUAGCUCAGGUGACACAUACGGAUGUAAGUGGUUUAGCUCAGGUGACACAAAUGGAUGUAAGUGGUUUAGCUCAGGUGACACAAACAGAUGUAAGUGGUUUAGCUCAGGUGACACAUACGGAUGAAAGUGGUUUAGCUCAGGUGACACAAAUGGAUGUAAGUGGUUUAGUUCAGGUGACACAAACGGAUGUAAGUGGUUUAGCUCAAGUGACACAAACAAAUGUAAGUGGUUUAGCUCAGGUGACACAAACGGAUGUAAGUGGUUUAACCAGACCAGUAAAUGGAAGAGGGAGAAAAAGGCUUAGAAACGAACAUCAGUGGAAAAGGACAGUGGCCAAAAGAUCAAGGGGUCAAGGUAAGACCUAUAUUUCUUUGAUGACAGGGAAGCAGCAAUUAGCCCGUCUUAUUCGUCCAGGCUGUGGCCACUCGUGCCGAUAUAAAUGCCACGAAAAGUUUUCACUAAAUGACCGCGAGAGCAUUUUUCAUUCGUUCUGGCAAUUGGGCGAAGUCUCAAAACAAUGGCAGUAUGUUGGAACAUAUGCUAAACAAAAACCUAAGCAAGUUCAAAAAAGCUCAGGGGGUAAUAGAAAGGUUUCUAUUCAAUGGAGUCUCCCGAAGCAAGGCACUGGACCAGAAAAGGUAUGUAAAACCUUCUUCCUUCAUACACUUGACAUUUCAGAGACUGUUAUUAAAACAGCUUACCGAAAACUGGGGAUGUUGGGUGUCAGUGAAAAAGACAUGCGAGGUAAGCAUAGAAACAGACCAAACACUGUGUCGUGUGAUGCGAAGGAUCGAGUGAGGCAACAUAUAGAAUCUUUCCAAUGUGUCGAUAGCCAUUAUUGUAGGAAAGACACAAGUAAAAGGUACUUGCCAGCACAGUUAAAUGUAAAAAAAAUGUAUCAGUUGUAUAAAGAGCAAUGCCAACAAGAAGAUUUAUCACCUGUACAUAUUUCGAUGUACAGAAAAAUAUUUGACUGCGAGUACAACCUUUCUUUUCAUAAACCUAUAAAGGAUAGAUGUGACUUCUGUGUUUCUGUUGAAAAUGCUGGUCCAGAUGUCAAACAAGCCCAACAAGGUGAAUAUAACAGGCACAUCAACAAUAAAAUAAAAUCCCGACAGAGCAAAGUUGAUGAUAAAGAAAAGGCCAAAACUGAUCAUGAUUUAUGUGUAGCAUGUUUUGAUCUUGAACAGGUCCUGCUCACACCUCACAGUAAUGAAUCAUGUUUAUAUUAUAAAAGAAAACUGUCAUCAUUCAAUUUUACAAUAUAUGACCUAUGCACUAAGGAUGGCUAUUGCUAUAUAUGGAACGAAGUCAUUUCUGGCCGUGGGGCAUGUGAGAUUGCGUCUUGUGUGCUGGAUUUUAUCAAGGCUAAACGAAAAAAAGGUAUUAAGCACUUUAUAUUCUACUCUGAUAAUUGCUCAUCCCAAAACAAAAAUAAAUACUACAUAACUAUGCUUUGGCAUUCCCUUCAAAGUCUUGGUAUCAGCACCAUACAACACAAAUACCUUAUCAAAGGUCAUACUCAAAAUGAGGCUGAUAGCAUACAUGCCUGUGUCGAGGCAGCAUCAAGAAAGAUUUCAAUAUACACAACUGCUCAGUGGUCAGCUGUUGUUCGAACAGCUAGGAGAGAACAACCAUACAUUGUUAAAGAGAUGGGCCCCACUGAUUUCUUUGACUUUAAGGCAAUAUCGGUACAAUUGAAAAAUUUUCACCUCAAUGAAAACAAUGAGAAAGUGGACUGGCAUUCUAUCCAGUUAUUGAAAUUAAACAGUGAAUCCCCAAACAAGUUUGACUACCAAACUGAUUAUGAUGGUCUAGUCAAAUCUGUAGAUUUGUUCAAGCGUCUACGCUCAUCAUGUGGGGAUGUUCCAAAUCCUUGCCAAAUAAUGCUCUCUGUUCUUCACACUGAGUUGAUACCACUUGGUAGGGACAAGUAUGUUGACCUUGUUCACUUAUGUUCAAAGGGAAUCAUUCCACGGGUACACCACCCCUUUUAUCUAUUGUUACCCCACCAGUAACUCCAAUUGGUCAUAUUUAAGCAUGGCAAUAUUAUGCAGAAUGUAACAUUUAUAACUCCAUUUUAAUGUUAUUUAAUUAUUAACUGAUGUAGUUCUUAGAGAUUCUGUAAGAACUAUCUCUAUUUUUAUACGCCCGUAUAAAAUACGGGACGUAUUAUGUGAAACCCCUUGGCGGGCGGCGGGCGGAAGGCAUCACUUUGUCCGGACUCUAAUUCAAAUUGUAUUCAUCCGAUCUUCACCAAACUUGGUCAGCAGUUGCAUCUAGUUGAUAUCUAGGCCAAGUUCGAAUAUGGGUCAUGCCGGGUCAAAAACUAGGUCAUAGGGUCAAUAAGUGCAUUUUCAAAGGGGCCACUUUGUCCGGACUCUAUUUCAAAUUGUAUUCAUCCGAUCUUCACCAAACUUGGUCAGCAGUUGCAUCUAGUUGAUAUCUAGGCCAAGUUCGAAUAUGGGUCAUGCCGGGUCAAAAACUAGGUCAUAGGGUCAAUAAGUGCAUUUUCAAAGGGGCCACUUUGUCCGGACUCUAUUUCAAAUUGUAUUCAUCCGAUCUUCACCAAACUUGGUCAGCAGUUGCAUCUAGUUGAUAUAUAGGCCAAGUUCGAAUAUGGGUCAUGCCGGGUCAAAAACUAGGUCAUAGGGUCAAUUAGUGCAUUUUCAACGGCGCCACUUUGUCCGGACUCUAAUUCAAAUUGUAUUCAUCCGAUCUUCACCAAAUUUGGUCAGAAGUUGUGUCUAGAUGAUAUGUAGGUCAAGUUCAAAUAUGGGUCAUGCCGGGUCAAAAACUAGGUCACGAGGUUACUUAGUGCAUUUCAAGCAUUUAGCAUGGUGUCCGCUCUCUAAUUGAAGUAGUUUUCAUCUGAUCUUCACCUAAUUUGGUCAGAAGUUGUGUCUAGAUGAUAUGUAGGUCAAGUUCGAACAUGGGUCAUGCCGGGUCAAAAACGAGGUCACAUAGUGCAUUUCAAGCAUUAAGCAUGUUGUCCGCUCUUUAAUUGAAGUAGUUUUCAUCUGAUCUUCACCAAAUUUAGUCAGAUGUUACAUCUAAGUGAUAUCUAGGUCAAGUUCAAAUAUGGGUCAUGCCGGGUCAAUAACUAGGUCUUGAGGACACUUUCAAGCAUUGAGCAUGGUGUCCAAAACCUUAGAACGGGCGUAUCUUGUGACAGUUUGGCACUCUUGUUUACUAUGUCAGACAUGCCUGAUCAAGUUAAACAAUAAUUAAGAAAUAACAAUAAAACAAAUUUCUGAACAAUGUUUAAAGUAUUAUUCAAAUUAGAAUAAUAAUGUCUAAAGUAUGUAGCAUUUAUAUACUGAGACAUUGUUCUUGUCCAUAAACAACUUAACAGCAAGUAUAGUUGACAGGUCUGUAGAUACAAAUCAACAUCACUUAUGCAAUUUCAUUAUUGUAUUCUAGUUUAUUGGUGUGCAUUAGGACAUACUGGAUCAGGUGAAUAAUAAUUAGUAUUAUUCAUACAUUAACGUCAGUAUCAUUUUUUAACAUUAACAAAAAAUGAAAAAUUUAUAUUAUAAUAUUAUACAUAACGAUUUGCCUGCUGUCAGUUACUUCAUUGUUAUUUUAUCAGUUUAAGUUCUAUC
Dreissena polymorpha is the source of this 7100-nucleotide messenger RNA. RefSeq lists its product as uncharacterized. NCBI's taxonomy places the organism in Eukaryota, Metazoa, Mollusca, Bivalvia, Myida, Dreissenidae. The record is from RefSeq and is a predicted model, not a curated record. The transcript is spliced from 3 exons. Bases 2148 to 3077 code for a protein of 309 amino acids.